Esox lucius (northern pike) is the source of this 2893-nucleotide messenger RNA. RefSeq names its product protein asteroid homolog 1-like. Gene Ontology annotation, molecular function: nuclease activity. The transcript has 5 exons. NCBI's taxonomy places the organism in Eukaryota, Metazoa, Chordata, Actinopteri, Esociformes, Esocidae. The record is from RefSeq and is a predicted model, not a curated record. Bases 677 to 2548 code for a protein of 623 amino acids.
UGGGGGGGACAUUUUGAGAAUAUUUGAAUAUGGGGGGGGGUGUCCCUUACAAUGUAUAUUAUAAUUACCGCCUUGCUUCAAUGUAAAACACAAUUCAAAAGAAAUAAAAUUAUAAAGUGUUGUUUCUUUGCACUGGAAUGUAUCUUUGAAUAACUGCAUGUCAUCUGACUUAACCAAAGCACCACAUUGGCUAAACUAAGGUCUUCCCCAAAAAACAAACUACAAUGUUUUAUUAAAGAGACAAUCCCAAGGAAAUGAUCACAAAGAGUAUGUUGCCAUAGAGGGUUAAUCACGUUCAUUAAUACAUUUUGGGUAUAAGCACAGUGCGUUUCAUUUUACUGGAAAUCUUAGGUUUCAUUUUUGGUUCUGGCCAAAACACUCGACAACUGGGAGGUUUUUUAGUAUUUUAUUUCUGUUGAUUAGAAUAAACAAUCAAAUCAUGCAAGUCAUGCAAGUCAUUUGUUGUAUGUUACAAACAAUUUUCAUAAAAUAUUUAAAUGAGAAUGUUCUAGGAACUAGUUGGGCCAACCUAGAGAUCAGGGAAGUAUGACUGAGACAAGGAAUGGAAAGGGAAACUUAAGGAAACGAAAAAAAACACCUGUUUGUGUGCCACUAUAAAGUUGUCCCUGUUACUCAGUCUCUUCACUUAGACAUCACAAUCCAGACAGAGCAAAUCAUGGGUGUCCCGGGAUUGAAUGGCUUCAUAGAGGAUAAUAGGAAGUGCUUCAAAGAAGUUCAAUUCAAGAACAGCAAGCUGAUCAUAGAUGGUAGUAAUCUGUACCACUCUCUUUAUUUAAAUUCACAUCUGGAUCAGAGUCGUGGAGGGGAUUACGACGCUUAUGGGGACCUGAUCUGCGCAUUCUUCAAGGUCCUGAGGGAAUGCGGCAUUGAACCGUACGUGAUUAUAGACGGAGGGUCUGAUUAUACUGACAACAAGUUUGAAACUCUUCAAAAACGAGCUCAAUCAAAGAUUGACAAAGCCCAUGGACUCUCUGUGGGGCUUCAGGGGAGCAAUGUAAUACCAACCAUUUCUAAAACGGUCUUUAAACAGGUCCUUUCCAGCUUGAAUGUCUCUUUUGCACAGUGUCUCUGUGAGGCAGAUCAAGAAAUAGCCUCCCUGGCUGAAACAUGGAAAUGUCCGGUCCUCUCCAAUGACAGCGACUUUUUCGUUUUUGACAUUCAAGGAGGAUAUCUGCCCAUGACCCAUUUUAAGUGGCAGGAAUUGUCUGUGGAUAGGGGGGGCUCUCAGAAAUCCAUCCCCUGCAAGCAUUACACUACAACAAUGUUCUGCUCUGAGUUUAGCAUCAACAGGCAGCUUCUCCCGAUCUUCGCUGCUUUGGCAGGAAACGACUACGUCAACUUGCAAGACAUGGGCUUUAACUUCAGGUGGAAAGACUCCUCAACGAUGGGUUACAAUCGUAAAAAAAGGUUUGUCUUUUUCUUCAGGUUGCUGAAUUGGCUGAAACACUUCCAGACAGCGCAGGAAGCCCUGAAGUCAGUGCCUGAGCUGAUCGGCCAUGGAAACAACCAACGCCAAAUGGCCACUGCCCUCCAGGCCAUCUCUCUGGGCAUGGAAGAAUACACACUUACUCCCGGGACACUGGAGCGGUUGUUCAACCACGGAGUGGCGCCUGACCGCAGAGUUCUCCCAAAGCCUCUGAGGGUCCUUCCCGACUGGACCAUGCAGCCGUUGGUGAAUGGUAGACUUCCCACCAAAAUGGUGGACGUGAUGCUGCAGAAGAAGGCCAUACAGAUUGCCCAGGUGGAAAAUCCCAGCUUGCCCAGCGGGAACAUCACGUCACGGCCCAUCCGGCAGGUUCUCUACGGGCUGCUGCUGGGUAGGGGGGCGGUGGUGGAAGAGUACGACAGGGAGCGCCAGAUCCUGACCGGCAGCUUGGUCAAAGCCGUCCUACCCAGGGCUGCAGGGCAGCUGCGUCUCGAAACGCUGGACCAGGCCCCGGGGCCCGUGCGGCUUCAGGUGUUCUCAGAGGCCCUUGAAGUGUCCCAGUCCACUUGGAGCGGGGUGCCACCUCAUCUGGGCCUUCCGGUGGCCGUCACCUGCUACUGGCUGAGGUGUGCCCAACCCCGCCCAGACAAGCCCCUCCUUCAGGCCCUGCUACUAGGCCUGGUGUACGGAGAGCUCUGCAGACGGAGUAAGAGCCAGGGGGCAGAGGAGGGGCCAGUGCUGAGGGGGCUGAGGGGGCGGAUUCAGCCCGGCGCCAGGGGGCUGGACCUGGGUGUGGCCCACACCUUCAGUCAGUGGCAAAGCUGCCUGAGGGAGAGCCUCGACCUGAACCAGCUCCUGUGCUUCCCUCUACCUGAGCCUCAGUGUGUCUGGCUGUACAGAGGCACUCUGGUGCACCAGCUUGUGGCCAAACUGAGAGCAGAGGUGACCCCGGAUUCUCUCCUGAUGGAAGACUCUUCCUCUGUGGAGCUCUACAGGACCAUGCUGGACGCUGUGCUGAACUCCGAGGACCUUCGAUCCAACCUGAUGGCCCCUCUGCAGAAGCUGGAGCUGUAUGGUGAUGUUGAUGAUGAAGAUGAGUAGUGUACUGAAAAGAAUUCCUUAACCUAGUUGUACGCUGUUUUUCAUGCUUUUAUGCUUAAACGUCUUUGAGUCCUUUAAAAGUGCUGUGCAUAAAUGUUGUGUGGUCACAGUUAAUGCAACACACUUCAAUGAAAUAUUAGAUUUACAUUUUAAAAUGAAAUUAAAAUAAAAACAAAAUUUGGAUGCUUGAUUUGUGUGUAUUGUUAUGUGAUAAUAGUAGUCAUAUGUUUUUCUAAAGGAAACCAAAAUAGUUUUUCUUUUUAAAUGGGAGAAACAUUUCUGCUCUAGUCAAUGGCACAUCUGUUGAAUAAACUUUGCAUUUAAUAAACAUCACAUUUAAACUUA